Messenger RNA from Penicillium malachiteum, 2889 nucleotides. Its product is annotated as non-ribosomal peptide synthetase. Gene Ontology annotation, biological process: secondary metabolic process; biosynthetic process. The transcript has a single exon. Gene Ontology annotation, molecular function: CoA-ligase activity. The coding region runs from base 1 to 2889 and encodes 962 amino acids. The record is from RefSeq and is a predicted model, not a curated record. NCBI's taxonomy places the organism in Eukaryota, Fungi, Ascomycota, Eurotiomycetes, Eurotiales, Aspergillaceae.
AUGACAUCUCUUUCCGAACCAGAUAUCUUAUCUCUUCUCAAUCGAUCGUCUACCUCCACCGCCGGCAUUAUCGCCUACCCAGAGGGAAGCAACGCCUCUCCAAUACAAAUCAGCUACUCUCAACUCCGUGACUGGGCUUCGCAGAAGGCAAUAUGGCUCCUCGAGCAUAAUGAAUAUCGUCCUGGAGGUAUCACUCUAGUGCAUUUCAAACAUCAUCUUGAUAACAUCGUCUGGUUCUGGGCCAGUAUCCUGGCCGGGAGUGUACCAGCUUUGUCGCCGCCCUUGGUGAACACCAGCGAGGGCCGUCAAGCUCAUUUCAAGCACCUGCAUACCAUUCUCGAAGACCCAUUAGUCUUGACCCACUCGGAACUCCUGCCUAGUGAGUUCGGUGAAAAUGAUGUUCUUCGGGUUAUCGCGGUCGAAAGUGAUCGCCAUGUGGAUGCGAAGCAAGGGUGCCCAAUUAACCAAUCACUCUCCAGCAAUGGGGAAAAUAGCGGCGACCAUCCCAGCACUAGUGGCGCAUUACAUCGGAAUCCUGUUUCUCAGCCUGUGAAUUCGCAGCUUAAAAAUGUCGCUGUCUUGAUGCUCACAUCCGGUAGCUCCGGACAUGCCAAGGCUGUCGGGUUAACUCAUGAGCAAAUAUUUGCUGCUCUACGAGGGAAGUUGACUGCCAUAGAGGUCAGUCAAGAUGCAGCUGUCCUCAAUUGGAUCGGCCUGGACCAUGUUGCUAGUCUCACGGAAGUUCAUCUGCUAGCGAUGUUCGCCGGCGUUACCCAGGUCCAGGUCCAGGCUGUCGAAGUAUUGGGAGAUCCAUUGCAUUUCUUGCGCCUCCUUUCUGAGCACAAUGUCUCGAUGAGUUUUGCUCCUGACUUCUUCUUGCGCAAACUACUCGCGAAACUUGAUGAAGCAUCUUCGGAGGAGAAGCAAGGCAUUGAUCUCUCCCAAUUAAAGGUUCUCACUUCGGGCGGCGAACUCAACAAUGUCGAUACUGGAGUGCGAGUGACAGACUAUCUGCAGAAGCUAGGCGCCAAGUCAUCAAAUAUUAUUAUCCCAGGAUUUGGAAUGACCGAGAUCUGUGCUGGAGCGAUCUUUAAUCGCAAAUUUCCAGAAAUAGACAGGAAGGCACUACGUGAGUCUGGUGUGCUGGGUACGCCUGUUCCCGGUAUUGAGAUGCGAGUCACUCCCCUGGAUGCCGCACGAGAAGUGCCUAGCAAUGACCUCAGCCCUACAACCAAUGAUGCUGGUCACCUGGAACUACGCGGACCAAUCGUGUUCUCACGGUAUUUCAACAAUGAUGAGGCCACACAGGCUGCCUUCACUGAAGAUGGUUGGUUCAAAACUGGAGAUCUGGCUACCAUUGAUUCACAAGGGCAGCUUCAUUUGGCUGGACGUCUCAAAGAGCUGAUCAACAUCAACUCUGUCAAGUAUCUACCAUACGAGAUUGAAGAGGCUAUUGAGUAUGCACGGAUCCCUGGUGUAGCACCAUCUUUUGUUGCUUGCUUCUCGUACAAGGAAACCACUAUCAGUCCCGAGAAGAUUUUCGUCGUUUACCAACAAGAUUAUGAGCCCGAUGAUACAGAUGCGCGUAUUGCGGCAUUACACGCAAUCAUCCGCACGGUAGUGCUCGUCACCUCCUCUCGCCCACUUGUAUUGCCACUUCCUUCGGGGAUUUUGCAAAAGACAACCCUGGGGAAGCUCUCUCGUCCAAAAAUAUUGACUGCAUUAACUGGGGGAAGAUAUGCCGAGUAUCUGAAGAAAGAUGUCGAAGCUUUGGAUUGCUAUCGCAAGACCCAUGUCUCAGCUCCAAGCAAUGAUACGGAACGAACACUGAUGUCCCUGUUCAAAGAUAUGCUUGGGUUAGAUAUCGGCAUGGGCAUUGAUAUGCCAAUCCUGGACACAGGAAUUAGUUCUGUGGAGCUUAUGAAGCUAAAACGCUCGGCCGAAUUGACUUUUGAAAUCAAGGAAAUCCCCAUGCUUAUCAUUCUCACGCACACAACUAUUAGAUCUCUGGCAGAGGCCAUUCGCAAAUUUAAGGGCGAUGAAUAUACCGGCGAAUAUCAUCCGAUCGUCACUUUACAGCCACAUGGCUCUAAAACUCCCCUUUGGUUGUUCCACCCCGGUGUCGGAGAAGUUCUUGUCUUCAUGGCAUUGGCGCAGUAUUUCCCAGAUCGACCAGUCUAUGCGUUUAGACCCCGGGGCUUUAAUCCUGGCGAACAGACUUUCAAAGACCGAGAUGAACUCAUAGAGACUUACUAUGCUGCUUUGAGAAAGAAACAACCCCAUGGUCCUUACGCACUUGCCGGGUACUCAUAUGGCAGUGUUCUUGCGUUUGAGAUUUCCAAGCAGCUCGAAGCAAUUGGGGAGGACGUGAAAUUCUUAGCCUCGCUGAAUCUCCCCCCUCAUAUCAGAGAUCGCAUGCGAAGACUCGACUGGACAGCUGGGCUGGUUCACAUUGCCUAUUUCUGCCAGAUUAUAACCGAAGACUGUGUUGAAGCUUUGGCUCCCAUACUCCGAGGCUUUCCGCAGAGUGAACAGAUCGAUAGACUUCUUGCCCAGAGCGACCCAGUCCGAACAGCCGAACUUGGAUUGACCCAUGACUCUCUUUAUACCUGGGUUAAUGUUGCAUUCUCUCUGCAAAAGAUCGGAUGGAACUAUGAUCCUUCUGGAAGUGUGUCGUGUAUGGAUGUCUUCUUCUGUACACCGCUGAAAGAUGUUGCAUCGUCUCGUGAAGAGUACCGGUAUGAGAAGCUUAAUCACUGGGUGGAUUUCGUCCGCGACGAUCUUAAGUACCAUGAGGUUGGCGGGGAGCACUACACUAUGAUCGGGCCAGAGCAUGUUCCCAAGUUCCAGCAGACUUUAAAGAAUGUGAUGGCCGCGCGAGGACUUUAA